Molecule: messenger RNA, 1581 nt
Organism: Vigna angularis (adzuki bean)
Lineage: Eukaryota; Viridiplantae; Streptophyta; Magnoliopsida; Fabales; Fabaceae
Exons: 7
Coding region: 202-1416 (404 amino acids)
Source: RefSeq, a predicted model, not a curated record
UUCACAUUACAUUCAUUCAAUUCAAGUUUCUCUCUCUCAGAUCAGCGACAAUAACCCUGCCCUUUGCUUUAUAUUAAUGGUUGCGUGAAGCAGAAGUUUGGAAUAAUAGUCGUUCUGUUCUCUACUCUCUAGCUUGCUACCUUCUUGGAGAUUUGGUAAUUAUUGCAAACUCCUCACGUUUCUAAGUUAGUGUUUCUCGAAAUGGGGAAGAAAACAGAGCUCGGAGAUCACAAGGAGACAGCCAAAGUCGAAGCUGUUCUUGAGCUUCUCAGAAAACAAACCCCUCUCACUGUUAAGCAGGAGAAGUUUUGCAACUACGCUUGUGUGAAACGGUUCUUGAAAGCAAAAGGGGAUAGUGUGAAAAAAGCUUCGAAGCAACUCAAGGCCUGUCUUGCCUGGAGAGAGAGUGUAAUCACUGAUCACUUGAUAGCGGAUGAUUUCUCAGCAGAACUGGCUGAUGGGUUGGCCUAUGUGGCUGGUCAUGACGACGAAUCCAGACCUGUCAUGAUUUUUCGUUUGAAGCAAGACUAUCAAAAGUUGCAUUCCCAGAAAAUGUUUACUCGUUUGCUGGCAUUUACAAUGGAGGUGGCUAUUUCGACGAUGCCAAAAAACGUAGAGCAAUUUGUGAUGCUUUUUGACGCAAGCUUUUACAGAUCAGCAUCUGCUUUCAUGAACCAAUUGCUACCAGCACUGAAAAUUGUGGCGGAGUACUACCCAGGAAGACUAUGCAAAGCCUUUGUGAUAGACCCUCCCUCACUUUUCGCUUACUUGUGGAAGGGUGUUAGGCCGUUCGUGGAGCUAUCAUCGUGGACCACGGUGGUAUCAUCGUUGGAUUUCGAAGAAUCGUUCGACUUCAACGACUUCGCGGCGUACCCGCGAGCCUCGUCCCUCCGAUUCGAUGCCUCGAGCGUUAAAUCAACGGCGAAGAUAGGCUCGUGCUCCUCUUCCCGCUUCUCAUUCACCGUCUCUCACCACCUGGACUCCUUGAAGCCCUGGUACCUGAGCCUGGCCGACACGUCAGCAUCGAAAGUGGGACCCACGAGUCCCUCUCCCGCGCUGAUCUCGCCGCUAAACGCGCGCUCGCUCUCGUUCGCCUCGCCCGUCGCGAGGACCCCCCGCGGCCCCCCGGCUACCAGGAAGGGCCUCUUCCCCUCCACCCCGCUGCCGCAGCGAGUGACGGCCCCGCCGAGGACCUCGUUCCUGCAGUCGCCGGCAACGUUUUUCCGUCGAGAGAGCCACGCGACCGUGAAGGGAGAGAGGUGCCGAGAAUCGUUCUUGCCCUAUGUGAAGUUCUACAGAAGACCGUACGACGAAAUGGUUUACAGGUCGAAGAUGCGGCCCCCACUCGGUGGCCUGAUCUCCAUUGUUUCCCCUCACAUCAGAAGACGUCACGUUUCCGUUUCUCAGCGUUUCUAAUAUUUUAAUUUGAAAAAUCUAAAUAGCACUACACCGCAAUCAACCCCUCUAAUUUACCACUGCAAUUCUCCCUUCACCUGAGUACAUAGUGUUAGUAUAUUUGAAUGUAUUAAUUACUAUUAUUACCACCAUGAAGUAGACAUUGAUUCGAUUUUUGAUCCUCAA